AUGGUUUACAGUUCGGAAUCAGCAAAGUGGAAAGCUUACCAGUUCUCCGACCCUUUUGCAGCAGGCUCCUUUUUCGUGUGCAACAAACUCAAUAGAUUCUUUUGUCGUCCAGACUGUGAUGCCAGACCAAGAACAAACUUGAAGUCUGAAAUCAAGUUUGUCCCUACUGCUCAAGAAGCUAUGGCCAUUGGCUUUAUCCCUUGCGAGUCAUGCGACCCAAUGCACAGCACUGCUAUCGACGUUGGUCUCUUGAUCAAGUGUGUCCUGUCGGUUAACAACAAGAUUGGCUUUAUGCCACCAUUGUUGGAUGAAAAUGAAGAGGCAAACUCGAGGAAAAUCAAGGAGAAUAUCUUGGAGAGCAAACGCAUCAAUGAAGAACAGAUUAUGAAAACCAUGGGCAUGCUGGAUAACCAGCUUGAAGGAGAACAUGGCACUAAUGGUGUUACCCCACAACAACAACAACAACAACAACAGCAACAACAACGCUCAAUGUCUGUAUCGGCAGCCACCUUGAACUCAAUGAGUGGUCACCACAAUAAACUGAUGUCUAUGUCCAAUCCAACCUCAAAGGAGUUGGAGAAUACCUCAUUGAGUAAAAAUGACUCUGACCACUACAGAUUGGUUGACUUGGCUUGUCGUCAUUUGGCAUUGGCUGCUGCAGUUAACGUUUUCCAACCAAAACCUAUAAUCACUACACCAGAAGAACCAGCUGACGAGGCUAACGGAUCAACACCAGCUACAGGUAAAAAGAGAAGAAGAAGAGGCGGUGUCUUGGGAUUUAAGGAACUUGCAGCCAAGUCCAAACUCUCGGCUUGGCAUUUCCACAGAGUGUUUAAGUCAGUGACGGGAUUAACUCCAAAGACUUAUGGUGACAAGUGUUGGGAGUAUAUCAAGAAGGUGAAGGAGUCUGGUGAAUACACUACAUUUGAAGCAUACUCGUCGCCACCACCUUCAUCAUCAUCAUUAUUAUCAUCAUCCAUCUCUCCUGCUACAUCUUCUUCCUCGCCCAGCUCGCCUGAGUUGAAGAAUGGUCAACAGAAGAAGACGACUGUCAAGAUGGAAUCUCCCGCUCAGUUGUUUACCACCCAAUCGGUUGCUGAUGCAAAUAAGCUUUCGAGUCAAUCGAUAUCGCCAACUACCAACCCAUUAACCCCACCAAACCAAUACUCAACUGCAUUUAGCCACUUGAACACUGUGGCGACUGAGAUGCCAGAGUCGUUUUAUUCGCAGUCUGGCUUUGACGAUGCUUUGCAAAACUUGCCUGAGUUUAGCUUGGAUGUGGCGGGUGAUGAUGCUUUUGGUGGAUUGCACACCAAGGCAUUUUCCUUUCCAGACUUGUCAAAGUUUCGCGGUGACAGUUUAUUUGGCCAUCAGCAUCAACAGCAGCAACAGCAACAGCAACAGCAGCAACAACAACAACAAAAUAUCCAGCCAGUACAAUACAACUCCAAUGUCAAUGCAGCUACUUCAACUAAUGAGAAUUUACACCAUCACGCAAAUUCACUAGACUUUAUCCCAAAUACAUUCCUCGACCUUGACUUUACUGAGCAGCUCAACAAUAACAAUAACAACAACAAUGGCAGUAACAACACUAAUAAUCUUAAUGUCAAUACAAGCAUCAACAAUAAUGGUUCAUUUGUACCAAAUGUGGGUGAUGAUAAUGAUUUGGAUUUCUUGCCAACUACAUCUGCAACUACAUUUGACGAAAACUUUUUCACCACUACAACCCCAUUCAACCAUGUGAAUUUGAAUAGUUAUUUUGGUCCUAGCGCUGGCGCCAGCACCGCAAACCCAAACACUGCAAGCAAUGCUAACACUGCAAACACAGCAAACAACAAUACUGCUAGCAAUGCAAAUAAUUCAAAUACACAAGCAUCUACAACAAAUGACGAUAUUUUUAAUGACACUACUGGUUUCUUUGCAAUGAACCCUCAAUUGGCCACUAGUAUUGGAUUAUAG
This is a messenger RNA of Lodderomyces elongisporus, 1959 nucleotides long. It is a transcript of the gene ADAEC, whose product is annotated as Adaecp. Gene Ontology annotation, biological process: regulation of DNA-templated transcription; DNA repair. The record is from RefSeq and is a predicted model, not a curated record. The transcript has a single exon. NCBI's taxonomy places the organism in Eukaryota, Fungi, Ascomycota, Pichiomycetes, Serinales, Debaryomycetaceae. The coding region runs from base 1 to 1959 and encodes 652 amino acids. Gene Ontology annotation, molecular function: zinc ion binding; methyltransferase activity; DNA binding.